Messenger RNA from Perca fluviatilis (European perch), 4792 nucleotides. RefSeq names its product zinc fingers and homeoboxes protein 3. Bases 602 to 3349 code for a protein of 915 amino acids. The record is from RefSeq and is a predicted model, not a curated record. Lineage: Eukaryota; Metazoa; Chordata; Actinopteri; Perciformes; Percidae. Gene Ontology annotation, molecular function: DNA-binding transcription factor activity, RNA polymerase II-specific; DNA binding. Gene Ontology annotation, cellular component: nucleus. Gene Ontology annotation, biological process: regulation of transcription by RNA polymerase II. The transcript has 4 exons.
ACUCGCUAUAAUUUUUUUGGAGCUGCCUCGUCCUGCACCGCCGACCAUAGUUGUUUUGCCGUCUCCAUGCAGUGUGGCUGAGGGGUGGAAAGGUAAUGUAAUGUAAUGUACCUUGCCGUGGUCACUGACGGGUUCACGCCAGUUCACCGGGUUCACUUGAGGAGAGCUCCCACCCCCUGCUCGCCUCCUCUUCUUCUCAAAACGCAACGAUCGGAGCUAAUCCAAUAUUAUUCAUUUAUAUAUUAAUGUCGGAUUCCAUUUUUCCCACCGACUGUUGAGGGGAGGGACCUCUGUGCUGACUAAUGUUGCCUCUGUUGAUGAUGUGUGAGUCCAGUGUCCAUAACACAAGUGACAACAUAUUAUUCAAGCAGCCAGCUCAGGCAUGGAUCGUUGGCAAUUUUUUAAAGGUUCCCUGGGAGCUGUUGAACUUGUCCAUGUGACAGGAGUCCUGAAGUGGCAGAGGGCAUGAAGAAACACUGUGAUCUCAUAGUGGCUGGUCCAUGACACUAAACUCCAUUCAACCCUCUCCACUCUCCACCCACCCUCUGUUCUCAUCAUACCGGACAAGCAAUCACUCACACCAUUUACACAAAGCUGCACAAUGGCCAGCAAGAGGAAAUCCACUGUACCCUGCAUGAUACCAUCCAAAUCCAAACAUGUGCGUGAGGAAAUCAUACUGGGCUCGCUACCAGAACUCCUACCAACGAUCCCAGAAGACAGCAUACUCAGCAUCUCUGGAGAAGAGUCUGGCCAUUUCUCUCACAGCUCCUUCAAAUCCAAAAGUGGCAGCGAGAUGCAGAAAGGAGGUACAUACAGCUGCCCAAAGUGCCGUUUCGAGUCCAGAGAUCUAAACUACUUUUUGGAUCACAUGCACAACUGCCACUUAGACUUCAGGGCCCAGCCCACUUUCUACUGCCUGAACUGUGGGGUAUCAGUCGUCCGCUUUGAGGCUCUGGCUCUGCAUAACGCUACCGCCCACCCUAAAAUAAUGGAGGGCUUGGUCACUGCCUCCCUAACUGUCAACAAGAGGGAUGGAGUGACAACAGUGGAGCAAAGUCUCUUCACAGACAGCGCAGAAGACAACAGAGAAUCUGGGAUCUCCCUCACCAAAACACCGAUUGCAAAGAUGAUGAAAGCCAAGGGGGAGCACAAAAAAAUUGUGGUUUCUCACACCGUGGAGGUACGGAAGAUAAACACUGGAAAGGAUGUAGAUCCCAGCAUGCUGACAAAUGUGCCUGAACUCCAAAACGGGGCUCUCAGUCUUUCUGGCGCCCCAGCUAUGCCGAGGACCACUGUCGCUCAUGUGACUAAGACGACAGUGUCCAACCAAGUCUUUCACCAGCACACUCCCUCCCUUUACUCUCCCCCCUUCUCUGCUUCCAAUAAAGACCUUCCAAAGGUGAUGAUCCCUCUCAGCAGCAUCCCCACCUACGAUGCCGCCAUGGACACCAGCAGCUUUCUCAAGACGUCCUUUGGCAAGUUCCCCUACCCGACCAAAGCCGAACUCUGCUACCUGACGGUGGUCUCAGAGUUCCCCGAAGAGCAGAUCAAACUGUGGUUUACUGCCCAAAGGCUCAAGCAGGGCAUAAGCUGGUCUCCUGAAGAGAUCGAAGAGGCCAGGAGAAAGAUGUUCAACACAGUGUUCCAGGGUGGAGCACCUCAAAAGCAACCCACUACACCACGGCACAUUAAUCACAUUGUAACCCAUCACACUGUCACUGCCCAUCAAGGCUCAAAAGGACCAAACUUUCAGAUGGCCAAAGUUCCCUACAACAAUAUGAAAACCAGGCCUGUCGGAGUCAUGGCCACACAGGCAAGCAUGUCAACCAACCCCCAUGUCACUAGGGUCUCGUAUUCUACUCCAAUUGUCCCCCCAACGUUCCCAUCUGUAGUCAGAACAACACAGGUACUGACCAAGAAUACUCAACCCACUGUGGAGCUAGACAAGAGCAAUGGCCUCGGCCUGGACAUGGCUGGAAGCAGCGGUUGCGCCAGUAGCACCAGCAGCAGUCGAAGCAGCAGUAGCAGCAGUAGUUGCAGUAGUAGCAGCAGCAUCAGCAGCUAUUCCAGCAGCAGUAAUGGUGUUGAGACUGUCACCCGGAAAACGGUGCAUAACAGCAGCCCAACCAACAGCAUUAACAGCAUCACCACUUGCUCUACCAACAUUAGCAAUAAUGAUGAGCGCUGUGUUGCCGACACCAACGGGAAAACAUACGUCCAAAGCAACAGUUCACCAAUCGGAUUGGAAGGUUCAAACAGUACCAAGAGUCAAGUAAUCAUCGAUAACACCAGCAAAUCCAACAUCACCUGCAACAAUCAUAACAGCAGCAUCGUCAGUCCACAAGAGCAGGCCCACGCCGCGAAUCCUGACGAUGAACACAAAAACUACAUCCACAAGACCAACAACAGCAGUAUUAGCAAUGAAUACCCCAGUACUACCUGUAAUGACAGUGUCCCUAACCUGAACCAUGCCAGCAAACCCCCAACUGAAAGCACCAGCAAUACUGUCAUUACAAAAAGCAGCUCAUCUAUUUUAGAUGAGGGUAAAUGCAACAAGGACUUUCCCAUAAAAGGCAUGUCAAUCUUACAGCAACUCAUCAAGGAGGAGGACCCGUUUGCUAGAGACAGAAGCUGCCCAGAGCGGAAAAUUGACCCCAUCAAGAUCAACUUCAAAAGGCUUAAGAUGAAUGAACCAGAUACUACAUCUGAGAUUGUACACCAAGAUCAUAAGUCUGAUACAGCUGAGGAUUCUGCUUCUCAGCCGUCUUUCUCCCCCCCCUGGGCCAACAAGACCCCCCAGCAGCUGCACAUCCUCCGACAGAUUUUCUCCAACACCCGCUGGCCCAGCAGUCAGCAGUACGAGGACUUAAGCGUCCAGACAGGCCUUCCCAAGUCAGAGGUGGUGCGCUGGUUCAGCGACAGCCGGUACAGCCACAAGAACGGGCAGCUGAAGUGGCUGGAGACCUAUCAACGACCGCCCGCAGUAACAGUGGAAGUGAGGAGCCACGGAGAUGCUGAAGCCGAGUCUCCAAAGGACUCUCCAGUGGCCAAAAAGAAACUUGUUGAGAAAGACACAAACAAGCACCUUGAAGGAGAUGCAGGACUAAACUCAGGGCAGCGGGUUGUGUGGCAGGAUUCAUACUCUCCGCUGCUUGGUCUGAUGGCGUCUGAGGGGAGCAUUGAGCGAGCCCGAGCUGAAGAGUCGGCGCAGCCGAGAGACCUGCAGGAUCCCUGGUCAGAGAGAGCAGAAGACCACCAGCAGCCAGUGGCCAGUCAGUCACUCAUUGAAAAACAGACGGAUGCCAAUCAGGCCAGGGAUCGCCUGAGGAUGGAGCUGCUGGAGGUGUGAUGAAGCAGGCCCAAUCGCGCCAGAGGAGCAUGAUGUUUAAAGGCUGGCUUGCUCCCCUGGCCGUGGUCUAACAAGAGUGUUCAUAAUGACAGCAGAUGUGAUUGUAGCUGGACCGUUGGACUCUGACUGUAACUGUGAAUACCCCCCACCCCUCCUCCUCCUCUUCCAUCUGCCAUCACUUCCUGCCAUCGUCAAAAGAAAGAACUUCUCACCUUUGAGUCCUGUGAUGUUUAAGCAUUUCAUGCUUCUUUGUGGUUGUGUGGGGAGGGUGCACAAUGAGGUCAGUACGAGGGAUCAAAGAAAGAGAAAAGACGCACACUGACUGGAAAACUGACUUGAAUGAGCAAAGAUAGGAUAGGAUAGGGCUGAGAGAUAUUGUUUUGGGGUCAGAGGGAGAAAUAUAUAUAUAUAUGAUUGAAACUGCACUAAAGAGGGUUUGUACUGACUGGACAAACAAAAGACGUGUCAAGGAAAUCUUAUUGUUGGCUUUGUGAUAUUUUUUACUUUUUUAGCAACCAGUACUUCAGCACUGCCUUGAAUUUUACUUUUUCCGUUAUUUGUUUUUUCAAUUCUAUUUACUCUUCUAUAGUCACUGUAAGUCCAGAUGCAAUCAAACAUGGUUUAUUUAGAUCUGUAUAAAUGUUGGUGAUCACUUUGCAGUUCAGCUACCGCAAGAGACUAUAUACAAUGCACUAAUGAAGACAGCAAUGCUACAAAUCCCACUGCCCCACAGUAAAGGUAUUGACAGCUCCGUCAAGAUCAAUACACUACACUGCCCUGCAAACUGAACAGAGAGAAGCCUGUCACGCUAAUGUUGCCUUACUCAGCUCUGUCCAUGUUUAUAUGACCUGUCUGUCCAUCACCUUGCUUUCCAGCUACCGUGCUGUCCUGAAAAAAAGAAGAAAAAAAAAAUACAUGCCAGUGCAUCAAUGGUCACUGUUCGUCUAUAUCUGUGAAAAAAAAUCUUGUGCUGCUUUCUGUACACUUGGAGAUGUUUAACUUUAAGCUGUCAUUAUAUCUAAUAUUGUUACUGGCGAAAUGUUGUUUAAAGCUAAAUUAUCAAUUUGAUCCCUAGACACUGACAGAGUGAGAUAUUGUGCUAGCUAGAGAGCCAAAUGAGGAGAUCUUUGCUCUCCUCUGAAUUUUCUUGUGUUUAUAUAAACAUACAGUCACUACAUGAAUCCUAUUAAGCUGCAUCUUUGUCAAGCUGCUAAUAGCUAUGAACGGUGCUAUACCAUCCAAAGUGAAAUUGGAGGUUGAUCUCCUACCAGCAGUGUAUGCACUUGUGUCGAAUGUUACAAAUUUAUUUUGGUUUGAGAUAGUGGAAUCUGGACUUACGGUGUUAUGAUCACUUUUAUGAAAUAGUCUGAUCAUAAAGCACUGUUGUAUCAUCCUUUCUACACUUCUGAAUCUUUACAGAAUAAACUGAAUACUCACCAAGCA